AUGUCCGAUAACGUCGGUCUGUCCACGCCCCGUGGCAGUGGAACCUCUGGCUACGUCACGAAGAACCUGGCGCACAUGAGGCCGCGCGAUCGCGCUGCACCAUAUCCCAAGAAUACCGAUUACUUACCCCACAAGCAACGGCAACCUGACCAGGGCAUUCUUGAGCAUGAUCGCAAACGCGAGGUUGAGGUCAAGGUGUUUGAGCUCCGCGACAAGCUAGAGGACGACGAAGUAGAUGAGGACGAGAUUGAAAAUCAAUGCGACGAGCUUCGACAAAAACUUAUUGACGAAAUGAAGGCUGGCAAGGGUUCGGGCGGUCCGCGACGCCAGUUCAAGGAGCACCAGGUUCACGCCAUGGCAGAUGCUAAGAUUAAGGAAUCUGAGCGAUUAAGAAAGGCACUGAAGAUAAGCUCCAAUUAUGAAGAAGGAAGUCAUUGGAGGAAACAGGAAGAACGACUAAGGGAAUCUGUGCGACCGGAAGAAGAGGCUGCUAAGCCCACGCAAGACGACUGA
This is a messenger RNA of Akanthomyces muscarius, 513 nucleotides long. RefSeq lists its product as uncharacterized. The coding region runs from base 1 to 513 and encodes 170 amino acids. The transcript has 2 exons. Lineage: Eukaryota; Fungi; Ascomycota; Sordariomycetes; Hypocreales; Cordycipitaceae. The record is from RefSeq and is a predicted model, not a curated record.